This is a messenger RNA of Chroicocephalus ridibundus (black-headed gull), 1997 nucleotides long. RefSeq names its product casein kinase II subunit alpha-like. The record is from RefSeq and is a predicted model, not a curated record. Gene Ontology annotation, cellular component: protein kinase CK2 complex; cytosol; nucleus. Bases 656 to 1834 code for a protein of 392 amino acids. Gene Ontology annotation, biological process: peptidyl-serine phosphorylation; regulation of cell cycle; peptidyl-threonine phosphorylation. NCBI's taxonomy places the organism in Eukaryota, Metazoa, Chordata, Aves, Charadriiformes, Laridae. Gene Ontology annotation, molecular function: protein serine/threonine kinase activity; ATP binding. The transcript has 13 exons.
GUGGGCUCACGUGUGGUCUCACUGGACCGGUGGGCUCACAUGUGGUCUCACUGGGCCAGUGGGCUCCCAGGCAGUGUCACUGGGGCGGGUGGGCUCACAUGCAGUGUCACUGGGCCAGCGGGCUCGUGUGUGGUCUCACUGGGCCGGUGGGCUCCUGGAGAGCUGCUGGCCUAGCGCGUCGGGGUCUUGCUGCGGCUCCGCGCGGCUCCCGUCGUUCCCGGUUGUCGGGGAAUGGAAAAGCCUCGUCCCCUGCGUCCUUGGGGAGGUGACGGGGUUUGGCACGGGGCUCCUUGGCCUCUGCCAGGGCCGGCUCGAAGCCCUGCUCGUGCCGGGUGCCGAGAGCUGCCUCCGUCCCUGGGGCGGGCAGAGCUCCUUCCCCAGCUUUCUCCGUCUCCCUGGCCGUGUGUGUCGUGUCCCCCCCCCCCGGCCCCCCAGCGCGGUGGAGUUUGUCCCCGUCUCGGGAGAUGCCACCUUUGUCUGUCGGCGUCUCCCUUUUACCAUUUUCCUCCCGCCGGGGAAGCAGCCGGAGGCCGAAGCUGGCGGGUUCGGGGCGAAACCCACGGCUCCUGGCCGCUGCGGGGACCCUUGGGAGCCGGAGAGCUGAGGGGGUCGGCUAAAUGGGUGACUGAGGCACUGCGCCUCCGGCCGUGGAAGCAUGUCGGGGCCAGUGCCGAGUCGGGCCAGGGUCUAUGCGGACGUGAACACUCAGAGACCCCGCGAGUACUGGGACUACGAGUCGCACGUCGUGGAAUGGGGCAACCAAGACGACUAUCAGCUCGUGCGGAAACUCGGCCGGGGCAAAUACAGUGAAGUCUUCGAAGCCAUCAACAUCACCAACAACGAGAAAGUGGUGGUGAAAAUCCUCAAGCCUGUGAAAAAGAAGAAGAUCAAGCGGGAGAUUAAAAUCCUGGAGAAUCUCCGAGGAGGCCCCAAUAUCAUCAGCCUGCUGGACAUAGUGAAAGACCCUGUGUCUCGGACGCCUGCCCUGGUCUUCGAGCACGUCAACAACACAGACUUCAAGCAAUUGUACCAGACGCUCUCGGAUUUUGACAUACGGUUCUACAUGUAUGAAAUCCUAAAGGCGCUGGACUACUGUCACAGUAUGGGUGUCAUGCAUCGAGACGUCAAGCCACACAACGUCAUGAUUGACCAUGAGCACAGAAAGCUGCGCCUCAUCGACUGGGGGUUGGCGGAGUUCUACCACCCCGGCCAGGAGUACAACGUGCGGGUGGCCUCCCGGUACUUCAAGGGACCGGAGCUCCUGGUAGAUUAUCAGAUGUACGACUACAGCUUAGACAUGUGGAGUCUAGGCUGCAUGCUGGCCAGCAUGAUCUUCCGGAAAGAGCCCUUCUUCCACGGUCACGACAACUACGACCAGCUCGUGCGUAUCGCCAAGGUGCUGGGGACGGAGGACCUGUACGACUACAUCGACAAGUACAACAUCGAGCUCGAUCCCCGCUUCAACGACAUCCUCGGCAGACACUCGCGGAAGCGAUGGGAGCGCUUCGUGCACAGCGAGAACCAGCACCUCGUCAGCACCGAGGCCCUCGAUUUCUUGGACAAGCUGCUGCGCUACGACCACCAGACGCGACUCACUGCCCGGGACGCCAUGGAGCACCCUUAUUUCUAUCCCAUAGCGAAAGACCCGGCAAGGAUCGGCACCUCGGCCGGGCUCGCGGCCACCAACACCCCUGUCAGCUCCUCCAGUAUGUUGGCAGGUAUUACCUCGCUGGCGGCGUCGCAGCCCAUGGGCGGCCUGGCCGCGUCGCCCGUCAUCUCCUCUCCCAACGCUUUGGGUUCGCCGGUCCCCGCCGCCGCGGGCGCCCAACCCUGAAACUCGCCUCUCGGCCGCCCGGCUCGACGGAGGCCGCCGCCGUCACCGCCACACCGCCAUCGCCGCCGCCGCCGCCGCGCCUGCCUUGGGCCCCCGCUGCCCCCCGUCGUCCCCUCCGCAGCCACGAGCUCCAGCCGCCCCGGCCCGCGGGCAGAAACCGGGU